This is a messenger RNA of Hibiscus syriacus, 823 nucleotides long. Its product is annotated as tetraspanin-8-like. Gene Ontology annotation, biological process: auxin-activated signaling pathway. The transcript has 2 exons. The coding region runs from base 1 to 819 and encodes 272 amino acids. Lineage: Eukaryota; Viridiplantae; Streptophyta; Magnoliopsida; Malvales; Malvaceae. The record is from RefSeq and is a predicted model, not a curated record. Gene Ontology annotation, cellular component: plasmodesma; plasma membrane.
AUGAAUUGCAUCUGCAAUUGCAUAUUAGGACUGCUAAACACCGCAUUGCUCUCAUUAGGCAUAUGCAUAUUAGCUUCCGGCGCCUACCUGAGCGUCAAAGACACCGACGACUGCGGCAAAGCUUUAACCGAUCCGCUUCUGGUGAUCGGCAGCCUUCUGCUGCUACUUUCGAUCAUAGGUCUAAUGGCAACCGCAUGCAGCAGCAGCAUCAUCAUGUGCGUUUACUUGAUCCUCUUGUCCAUCCUGAUAGUCGGCGUCUUCGGCUUCACCAUCUUUGUCUUCUCCGUCACCAACAAAGCCGUCGGCCAAGUCUACGACCAUGGUGAGAAGUUGGUGCAGACGAAGAAGCCGUCGGGGUUGUCGAACUGGUUGGACAACAAAGUGAACAAUGAGGAAAACUGGAAGAAGAUAAAGAGCUGCCUCAUCAAUUCUGGGGUUUGCACCGCCGAGGAACACACCGUUGAGGCUCAUUUUAGUUUUAUGAUGUUUGUCAACAAGACCUUCCCUACGGCGGCCAACGGUAGCCUCACCACAUUGAAGGCCGGAUGUUGCAAGCCGCCGAAUGUAUGCGGGUUCACGAAGAAGAGCGAUACAUACUGGGAAAUCCCGAAAAAGGGAGCAUUGGCGAAUUCGAACAACGAAGACUGCCCGAAGUGGAACAACGAAGAAAGGAAGCUCUGCUUCGACUGCCAUACUUGCAAAGGAGGAGUUAUCAACAACCUUGCCAAGGAAUGGAGGCUAUUGGCACAGUUCAAUAUGAUACUUUUAUUAGUCUUAACUUUCAUUUAUAUUCUUGGCUGUUGUGCUUUUUGCUUCUAAUAGU